Messenger RNA from Chaetomium globosum CBS 148.51, 1017 nucleotides. RefSeq lists its product as uncharacterized. Gene Ontology annotation, biological process: maturation of SSU-rRNA from tricistronic rRNA transcript (SSU-rRNA, 5.8S rRNA, LSU-rRNA). Gene Ontology annotation, cellular component: nucleolus; 90S preribosome. The transcript is spliced from 2 exons. The record is from RefSeq and is a predicted model, not a curated record. Lineage: Eukaryota; Fungi; Ascomycota; Sordariomycetes; Sordariales; Chaetomiaceae. The coding region runs from base 1 to 1017 and encodes 338 amino acids.
AUGUCGUCAGUUAAGCGGAAAAUGCCACCUAGCAGUCUGCUCCAGAGGAGAGUCAAACCCAGAUAUGAGCCAGAGCCCGAAUCAGACAUCGAGGAGGAUGUGAGCGAGGGGCCGAGUGAAGACGAUGUCGGGCUAUCUGGCUCAGAAGGUGAAGAGGGGGGAGAACUUAGCGAGGAUGAGUCGGGGAGCGGCAGCGAUGAGGACAACUCAGAUGCGGCAUCUAGCUCUGAAGAGGAAGAUGACGAAGAAGAACAAGAGGACGAUGGCCCACCAAUAGACGCCUCGCAGCUCUCGUUCGGUGCCCUAGCCAAAGCGCAAGCCGCGAUGCGGUCGUCCUCAUCCAAAUCGCAAAAAGCCAGCGACGCGGCAAAGACCAAGGAAGACGAGGGCUACGGCCACCCGACCAAACUGAGCUCCGCCAAAAAGCUCGACAAGCGCUCCAACAAGCACGCGCCCGUCGAGCUAACCAGCAAGAAGCCCGUAUCCCGCAAGCGCGACUUCCUCACCAGCACGGCCGAGACCAAGCGGCCACAAGCACGCGAUCCGCGCUUCACGCCGCUCGGCCCGGGGGCAUCCACGGCCGCGGCGGGCGGCGGCAGCGGCAGCACGAUCGACGAGAUCAAGGCGCGCAAGGCGUACGCGUUCCUGGACGACUACCGCGCGUCCGAGAUGCAGGAGCUGCGCGCGACCAUCAAGAAGACCAAGGACGCCGCGCAGCGGGAGAAGCUGCAGCGCGCGCUGCUGUCGAUGGAGAGCCGCAAGAAGGCGCAGGACCGCAAGGAUAGGGAGCGCGCGGUGAUUGAGGAGCAUCGGAAGAAGGAGAAGGAGCUGGUCAAGCAGGGCAAGACGCCGUUUUACUUGAAGAAGUCGGAGCAGAAGAAGCGGGUGUUGGUGGAUCAGUUCCAGGGUAUGAAAAAGAGGCAGGUUGAUAAGGCGAUUGAGCGGCGGAGGAAGAAGGUUGCUGGUAAGGAGAAGAAGAUGCUGCCUAUGACGAGGAGGGGGGCGGAGGAGCGGUAG